AUGGCAUAUGAUCAGAGUUAUUACGAACAACCACAGAGGCCAUACAAUGGACGAGCUGCUCAAAGACCGAAUCCAGCACAAGAAUAUCAACAAGCGCCUGCACAACAAUAUUCACAACAACAAUAUAAUGAAUUUGGUCUGGAUGGCUAUGGAUAUGAGAAUUAUGAUAAUGGAUAUUCACAAGAUUAUAACGGCGGAUAUCAGGAUAUGAAUGGUGGAGGUGGAGGUGGGGGUGGAGGUAGAGGAAAUGUGAAUGGAGGUGGUUAUGGAAGUAUGAAUGGAGGGGGUAGAGGUGGUUACCCUCCAAAUCCGAAUGGGCGAGGAAGGGAAUAUCCUCCAAAUCCAAAUGCAGGAGGUAGAGGUUAUCCACCAUCGAAUCAAAAUUAUCCUCCACAACAAGAAAAUUAUGCAAAUGGUAGAGGUGAGAUGCCACCGAGAGGGGGUGGGCCUAAUCCAAAUGGUAGAGGUGGGCCAAUGCAAAGACCUCCUCCAGCUCGCGUUGGACAUGAAGGACCGCAAGGAAGAGGAUACCCUCCAAAUGGUGGUCCUGUGAAUGGAAAUGGCCGACCAAUGGAUGACCGAAUGAGGCCAGCACAACAAGGACAACAGCGACCUCGGAAACCUUUAGUAACACCUCCUAGAUCACCAGAAGCUUCUACAUCAUCUUUUGAUAGCCCUUUUCCUGCUUUUCCCGGAGCAAGGAAGAAAACUGCAUUGUCUGAAGAACAGGAAAUUACCCAAAAAAUGGGUGCAAUAGAUAUCUCGAGUCCUCCCACUUCUAGGCGACCUGGAACGGCUGGAAGUAAAGGAAGUCGUGAUAAUUAUGGGCCGAGGAGAGGUAUGUCAACAGAUGAUUAUGGAAGACCUUCAAUGGAUAGUCAAAGGAGCGCACCACGAGGCGGGUAUCCACAAGGAAUGCCAGAUCAGCGAAGAGGCCCACCAUCAAGGGGAAUGACACCGGGUCCUCCUAGGCAAGAUUUUCCGGAAAGGAGAGGACCACCUUCAGGACAAGGUUAUGGUGGUGCACCAAGGCAGAAUGGUUAUGGAGAUCGUGGUUAUGAUCAAUAUGGAAAUCCCAUGUCACCAGUUCGAGAUGAUAUGGAGAACUUUGGUCCUCUACAAAGAAGCAUGACUAUGCCAGAUAGUCCUGGACCCAUGGGGAAUGGUCCACCAGCCUCUUCAAUUGAUGGACCAGGAAUGAGUGCACCAUACAAUGGUCCUAUUGGGCGUAGUAUACCUGUUCGACCUGCUACUACUACCGGAUCAAGACCGCCGCCACAAAGAACAUACCCGAACCAACAACCUAUUCAACAACCACCUCCGCAACAGCAAUACCAGCAAAACAGUUAUGCAGGUAAUCCUUAUGCCGAUAAUAAUCCGGAUGACAGUCUAGGUACAUUCUAUGAUGCAUAUUAUGAAUCACCAGCUCCACUACCCACACAUAACCGAAAUCUCUCAAAUACUUCGGAAAUGCCAGAUUUUGAUGCCGCACCCCAAAGAACCGUACAUAGAAGAGGUGCUUCGAUUGAAGCUCAUAUUCUGCCUGGAGCAGGUUCUGGACCUGGAUUUGACCUAAUGCAUCCUGGUGGCCCUGUGGAAAGAAAUGGAAACCUCCGUCAAGUCAAACCUGUCAAAUCCCAGCCAGAUUUUAGAGCCCAAGCCCAAGCCCAAACUGCAAUUUUCGAGAUGGCAGGGGAUGCGCCACCAAUUCCUAACAUACCACAGCAAGGUUUUCAAAAUGGCUGGGAACAACAAAAUGCUCAAUAUAACCAAUAUCAAGGCCCGCCACAAGAUCAAGUAUAUGACCAAUAUCCUAGUCAAGCACCAAAGUUUCAACCACCUCCAAGAAGUAUGUCUGCCGCUCCUGGGGCUGGUCGUGGAAUGCCACAACCAGGAUUUGGAGGAAUGUUGAAUGGCCCUUCGCCUCAAAAUGGUGGUUACCCUAGUCCACAAAAUGGAGGAUUUCAAGGUGAACGUCAAAAUAGUCUUCAAAAGCAAGGUACUCCAGAAGGUGGUCUACCUCCUCAUGCUCCACCAGUUCGUGCUGGUUUGAUACCCAAUUCUUUCGCUCAACAGCAACAGAAUAUUAAACCACCACCCAUGCGAAACUAUGGCGGCUUUAACCCUUCGCCUCAAUCAAGCACUCCGGUUCAAACAUCUAGUGGUGCGUCUCCUGCGGGUCCUACUUCUACAACGGGUGCCACACAACCAGUAACUCAAGCCGAACUUGAUCGUUUGAGGUUAAAGUAUAAAAACGGUAAUCCAAACGAUAACGAGACUCCUCUACUCUUUGUUAAGAAAUUAGUAGAGGCUUCCGAUGUUUUAGUAGCACCUCUUGCUGAUCAAAGAGCACGUAAUAAGGCGAGAGAAAAGUAUGUUUUUGAAGCUACGAAAGUCCUGAAGAAAUUGAGGGAAGCUCAACAUCCAGAUGCAAUGUUUUAUUUUGCAGAUUGUUACGGUCGUGGCGCCCUUGGUCUUGAAGUUAACGAGAAGGAAGCAUUUACCCUCUACCAAUCUGCCGCAAAACUUGGUCAUCCACAAGCCGCAUACCGGACUGCAGUAUGUUGCGAACUAGGAAAUGAUGAAGGUGGUGGUACACGUAAAGAUCCUCUUAAAGCCAUGCAAUGGUAUAAACGCGCUGCUACUCUUGGAGACACACCUGCCAUGUACAAGAUGGUCAACGCUCGCGAAGCCGUCGUUUGGCUUAAAAGAGCUGCUGAACGUGCCGAUCCUGAAAAUCCUCAUGCCUUACACGAACUAGGUCUCUUGUAUGAAGCACCACAAGGUCCAGAUACAUCACUCGUUCGCGAUGAAGGAUAUGCCUUUCAACUUUUCCAGCAAGCAGCCGAUCUCGGCUAUAAAUUCUCACAAUUUCGUCUAGGCCAAGCUUAUGAUCUAUUUUGUGGUAUUCUAAAGCAGCCGUUCAAGAGGAGCAUCAAAAGUGAAUUGGCACUUAGUGGUUGGUAUUUGACGGGUCAUGAGAAUAUUUUGCAGCAAAGUGAUACGGAGGCUUAUUUGUGGGCGAGAAAGGCUGCGAUGGCGAAAUUAGCAAAGGCUGAGUAUGCUAUGGGUUAUUAUAGUGAGGAGGGAAUUGGUACGCCGAAGAGUUUGGAGGAUGCUAAGAGGUGGUAUUGGAGGGCUGCUGCGCAAAAUUUCCCUAAGGCUCGCGAAAAGCUCGAGGAGCUUAAACGAAAUGGCGGAAAACAGAGUAACAAAGGAAGAGAAAGAAUCUCCAGAUCUAAAGGAGCUAAUCAGAAGAAUAAUGAGGAAUGUUCUGUUAUGUAA
Messenger RNA from Sclerotinia sclerotiorum 1980 UF-70, 3285 nucleotides. RefSeq lists its product as hypothetical. Bases 1 to 3285 code for a protein of 1094 amino acids. Lineage: Eukaryota; Fungi; Ascomycota; Leotiomycetes; Helotiales; Sclerotiniaceae. The record is from RefSeq and is a predicted model, not a curated record. Gene Ontology annotation, molecular function: protein binding. The transcript is spliced from 5 exons.